GGGACCCACAGAACCUGUUUCCCUUUGUGGCGCAAGCACGAGAAGGUGAGUGGGCUCAGGCCUGGGCCUGGAAGUCGGGGUGUACCCAGAGUCUUCUGUGACGUGUUUCGUUUUUAUUUCCAGCAAAUGGCUCACUUGGUAACUGACUACAUGGAAUCCCACGGCACGAAGUUUUUGAAGAAGUGCAUAAUCAAAAAGUUGGAAAAACUUAAGGAUAAUCACCUGCAAGUUACCUGGGAAAACCAUGAGUUGGGCAAAGAAGAGACGGGCGUUUUCAACACAGUCCUGUGGGCCAUAGGUCGAGUUCCAGAAACCAGAUGUUUGAAUCUGGAGAAGGUCGGGGUGGAGCUGCACCCAGCCACCCAGAAGAUAGUGGUCGAUGCCAAGGAGAUGACCUCAGUGCCUCAUAUUUAUGCCAUCGGAGACAUAACCCAGGGGCGCCCCGAGCUGACACCCACGGCCAUAACUGCGGGGAAGCUGCUGGCCUGGCGCUUGUUCGGUCAGUCCUCGAACCUCAUGGAUUACGAUAACGUGCCCACCACGGUCUUCACUCCCCUGGAAUAUGGCUGCGUGGGGCUGUCGGAGGAAGAGGCCAAGCAGCGCCACGGACUGGAUCACAUCGAGGUGUUCCACGCCUAUUAUAAGCCUCUGGAAUUCACUGUGACGGAAAGAGACGCCUCUCAGUGUUACAUCAAAAUGGUGUGCUUGCGGGAGAAGGACCAGCGGAUUCUUGGCCUGCACUUCGUCGGGCCCAACGCGGGCGAAGUUAUUCAAGGAUUUGCUCUUGGAAUAAAGUGCGGGGCCACGUAUUCCGACUUAACGAAGACGCUGGGCGUCCACCCGACCUGUGCAGAGGAAGUCACCAAGCUGCGGAUCACGAAGCGCUCGGGCCUGUCGGCCGUCGUCACAGGCUGCUGAGGUUAAGCCCCCGUCCCUGGACGAGCCCCAGGAGCACCCAGCCUUGCUCAUGGAGAGAGCACCGCCCCUUCCUUCUUCUCUUAGGCCGCCUGUGAUUCGAUUCGAACCCGUCACAUACCCUGAACCCCACAGCCAAAUGCGCCUGCAGUCUGCUGCCCAGAGGCCAGUCAGCUGGGAUGGUUGGAACCCACUCGGGACUGGAAGAUGAAUUUCUUGUUCGGGAUCCUCACGGCGCGUUCCUGCGGCGGAACGACGAUCGAGGCUCAGUCACAGGCUGAAUCGGCGCUCACGGAGCCAAAGACGUUCUCUCCGAUAAGAGGAAGGCGAGGAAUCCGGUCGCUCACUCCCUGCCGAGCGCUGUGCGCUUCUCCAGGGAUGGCCCGCUGCCCCGCAGCCCUGCUUUGUGUCCGAAUGCCAGAUCAUGACGACUUGCGCAGAAACCCACCCGGUGGGCCGUGCAAGGCCGAGCUCUCCUGGCAUUUCUUGUGCGUUUGAGACAAUGGAAAGAACCUAAUAAAGAUGGCGUUGUGUGC
Messenger RNA from Gracilinanus agilis (Agile Gracile Mouse Opossum), 1451 nucleotides. It is a transcript of the gene TXNRD2, whose product is annotated as thioredoxin reductase 2. Gene Ontology annotation, cellular component: cytosol; mitochondrion. The annotation marks the transcript as partial. The record is from RefSeq and is a predicted model, not a curated record. The transcript has 8 exons. Gene Ontology annotation, molecular function: glutathione-disulfide reductase (NADPH) activity; flavin adenine dinucleotide binding. Lineage: Eukaryota; Metazoa; Chordata; Mammalia; Didelphimorphia; Didelphidae. Gene Ontology annotation, biological process: glutathione metabolic process; cellular response to oxidative stress; cell redox homeostasis.